AUGCCAUCUCUGCCUAUCUCACCGCCACUUCCUGUUUGCCGUCCAAUCAGAACCAUGGAUGGCCGCCUGCAGGUUUCCCACAGGAAGGGGCUUCCUCAUGUUAUUUACUGUCGUUUGUGGCGGUGGCCGGACCUCCACAGUCACCACGAGCUUCGCGCCAUCGAGGCCUGCGAGUACGCCUUCCACCUCAAGAAGGAUGAAGUCUGCAUCAACCCGUACCACUACCAGAGGGUGGAGACCCCAGUGCUGCCUCCUGUUCUUGUGCCAAGACACUCAGAGAUCCUGCCAGAGCUGCCACCUCUGGACGAUUACACUCACUCCAUACCGGAGAACACAAACUUCCCUGCAGGAAUCGAACCUCCAAACAACUAUAUACCAGAAACGCCUCCUCCAGGCUACAUCAGUGAGGAUGGGGAGGCCAGCGAUCAACAGAUGAACCAAAGUAUGGAAACAGGUAUUCUAGAGUAGAAA
Messenger RNA from Notothenia coriiceps (black rockcod), 471 nucleotides. Its product is annotated as mothers against decapentaplegic homolog 2-like. The coding region runs from base 1 to 468 and encodes 155 amino acids. Gene Ontology annotation, cellular component: heteromeric SMAD protein complex. The record is from RefSeq and is a predicted model, not a curated record. The transcript has 3 exons. Gene Ontology annotation, molecular function: DNA-binding transcription factor activity, RNA polymerase II-specific; I-SMAD binding; RNA polymerase II cis-regulatory region sequence-specific DNA binding. Gene Ontology annotation, biological process: anatomical structure morphogenesis; SMAD protein signal transduction; activin receptor signaling pathway. NCBI's taxonomy places the organism in Eukaryota, Metazoa, Chordata, Actinopteri, Perciformes, Nototheniidae.